AUGAAAGUGUUAAAUGAAACUUAUGUCGCUGAUAAUAUCUCUGUAAACAAGCUAAACCGUUUGGUUAACAAUCUGAGUGCCGACAAUUUCAUCUUUUUAAAUGAUAAUGAAAUACCUCCAGGGGGUAUGGGAUCCACGAAGGCCUUGCAUUCAUUCGACUGGGGCAAUGCCGUUGUCACUGCACCAAAAACUGAAGUUGGUAACGGAGGGUCAACUGGCAUCGCAAUGGCUCGAUUGAUACGAAGCGAUAUUAGACACAUAUCUGAUGCGGCUAAUAACGCGGACUCGUUCAGAGUAUUAAGGGGCCGUGUGAGUGUUUUAAAGAUAGCUCUGGAUGCACGAUUUAUGUCGUACCUGGAGCUAGCCGGAUUUGGGUCAGUAGCAUUGAUCCGGUCCUCCGACAUGCGGUUUGAUUUAUUAUCUGCGCUAGUGGAGCGGUGGCGUCCGGAGACCCAUACUUUCCAUUUUCCGUGCGGGGAGUGCACGGUGACCUUGGAGGAUGUUGCAGUGCAGCUUGGGCUCCCAAUUGACGGGAGUCCCGUAACGGGAGUAUCUUCAUUCACCGAUCCAGCUGCAAUUUGCUAUCAACUCCUAGGAGAGUCACCAGAGGAUGAUGAUAAAUAUUUUUCCGGCAUAAAAUUUACAUGGCUAAAAGCCAAAAUAUGUGGAUUAUCAGCGACCGCCACUGAAGGUGAGUUGAUGUGCGCUGCUCGAGCGUACAUCAUGCAUAUGAUAGGGGCAGUACUCAUGCCUGAUGCAAACGGCGACAGUGUGCAUUUGUCGUACUUGCCCCUGCUAGCUGAUUUCUCCACUGCUAGGUCGUACAGUUGA
Messenger RNA from Gossypium raimondii (Peruvian cotton), 831 nucleotides. Its product is annotated as protein MAINTENANCE OF MERISTEMS-like. The coding region runs from base 1 to 831 and encodes 276 amino acids. The transcript is spliced from 4 exons. Lineage: Eukaryota; Viridiplantae; Streptophyta; Magnoliopsida; Malvales; Malvaceae. The record is from RefSeq and is a predicted model, not a curated record.